UGACCGCGGUACACUAUAGGUGUACACAGGGUCGAUGGGUAAAUAUAAAUAUAUUUAUUAAUUCUGAGUUUAACCCUUACAACUGAGGAUGGAGGACGUGUAUAAAUUUGCAACAAUUCUAAUCAUCUUAGCUAUUUCGGCUGUGAAUAAAUCAGAAUCGUCCGACCAAUCUACUGAGAUGUUAAUAAAACUAAAUUCAUCACCACCGACAUCAACAAUCAGUAUGUCAUCACCUGCGAUAACAACGACGACGAUAACGACAAAAACGACAACAUCGUCAUUAGCCAGUUCACCAUCAACUGUGCCCAGUUUUAAAAGCACUCCAUUGACAACGGAAAUGCAACAUUCAACAAAAGUGACUACAGAUCUUCAUGUGCAGACGACAACACGCCCCAAUGUAACGAUGAUGCUCUCUUCAACAACAUCGCACUCAUCUACGUCUUCAUCUCCGCCAUCAUCUAGCACACAGAUAUCAUCUGAUUCGUCUACUGCUACUUCCCUACCCACAACAACAAGCAUUGUUCCCACAGUUUCUGUACCAACAAACACGACUGUGUCGACGGAAAAUAUUUCAACUUCUAGUCACAAUACUGUAUCGGUCCUGGACUCUCAGCCUCACUCCUCGCAGGAGAAUAUAGCGGGUAUAGUUGCCGGCGUCCUCUGUUCUGUUGUCGCUGUAGUCAUCGUGGCAGGAGCAAUAUUUUAUUUCAAACGGAGGCAAGGGCGAAAAUCCGUCGUUGAGAACGUUAAAGUGAAUUACGAGAGUGAAAAGUUUGAGGAUAUCGCUGACACCGACUAUGACCCGACCACACUUUCUACUGCCCAUUAUGAGAAGCUGGGAUGUCCAGACACCGGUGAAAACCAGUAUACCAUGAUUGUACGUGAGGGUGGGGACACCGAGAAGGACGAAACGGGAUCAUUGGAGGAGUCCUCGUCAUAUGUACUGCCUAACGAGUUUGGUGUUCCUCCUCGCGUGUCGUCUAAAGAAAACGGAAAGAGCAGCCGAUACGAGAAUACAAUGUUUUCUCUGGAUUUAAAAGACGAUUCUCUACCGAUAAAGGAUGAGGAUGAUUAUAUCCAGUUUUCUGAAGACAAUCUAAAAAAUGUUCGGGUAUCUUAACUAGAACGUCAGCUGAUACAUGCAUACGUUAAACGUGAUAUAAGUGUUUUGUUACCGAUACAUAGUUUAUUUAAUUAACAAAAUGCGUAGGUAUGAUUGAUGAAAAGUAUUUUUAUUUUGUUUGGUUUGAGGUAAAUUAAACUUUUCGAUGUGAGCCUGACAGGCGACGAUCGACACGAAGACACCGAGGACAUGUAACGUUAACAGCUAUGGUUAUCAACAAGAAAACAUCGAUCUUUGUCAACCAUGAAUAAUUCGAAGUCCCGCUGUUUCGAAGUUUUUCUGUUAGUCCCUUGAACUUCGAAACAUCGAAGUUUUACUGUAUACACAAUGUGUACCAAUUUUCCAUGUCUGUUUGUUGUUAAUUUUGUUACAAUUUCAACAUUUUGUUACAAAGAUAUGCAUAAAUGUAUUGCAGUUGAAUGUGUUGUUUAUCUUACUACUAAAUAUUAAAUAUGUAACGUCAAGCCUACAAAUAGACUAUAUAUCUGAUAGCAUGCUAUCGUUUUGUAUAUAGAUUAAUAUGAAUAUUUAUCGAAAACUAUCCUCUUUACAUGCAUGUCAUUGACAAAUAUUGGUAACUGCAUUAUAACUAUCAAUAAAAUAGCAUUAUGAUAUCGG
Pecten maximus is the source of this 1741-nucleotide messenger RNA. Its product is annotated as cell wall integrity and stress response component 2-like. The record is from RefSeq and is a predicted model, not a curated record. Bases 89 to 1120 code for a protein of 343 amino acids. The transcript has 5 exons. NCBI's taxonomy places the organism in Eukaryota, Metazoa, Mollusca, Bivalvia, Pectinida, Pectinidae.